GAACAAGUAUUUGCAUGGGUGGUACUUUACACAUAAAGCAACAUCAGUGAUUUUCUUUGUUUCAUAUCAUUUUCCUGAGAGAGGUGGGUUUUCCUGCUACUAUUCUCACCGCACAGGUAGGUAAACUGAGGCCCACAAGGGUAUGACACACCUAGUAGCUCAAGGCAGCCAAAGCUGCAGUUAGCUUGAAUCCUGGCCGCCUCACCCGCUGCCCUGAGGUGAUGAGAACCUCCCCAACCCGAAGCUGGCGCGGGGAAGGAACGUCAGUUCGCGCCUCGCUGGACUCUUUGAGUCGGGGCUCGCCUUCCUCUCCGCACGGGAGGUACCUGGGGCCGAAAUCCUGGAUUGAAAGAGUGUUCACCAAGAGAGAAUGUAAGAAGGUCAUACCCAGUUCAAAAGACCCUCACAGGUGUGUACCAGGCUGCCAAGUGUGCCAGAAUUUAAUCAGGUGCUACUGUGGCCGAUUGGUUCAAGACCACCAUGGGAUAGAUCAUGCCUGGACCCUCUCUGCUGCCAAGGAUAAUGAAAAUGAGCAAUGGUCUGUUGAAAAGCACACAGCGAGAAGCCCUACAGAUACCUUUGGCACUAUUAAUUUCCAAGAUGGAGAGCACACCUAUCACUCCAAGUAUAUCCGCACUUCUUAUGACACCAGGUUGGAUCAUCUGUUACAUUUGAUGCUGGAAGAGUGGAAGAUGGAGUUGCCCAAGUUGGUGAUAUCUGUCCAUGGAGGCAUCCAGAACUUUAAGAUGCCCUCCAAGCUGAAAGAGAUCUUCAGCCAGGGUUUGGUCAAAGCUGCAGAGACAACGGGAGCGUGGAUAGUCACGGAAGGCAUCAACAUGGGAAUUUCCAAGCAUGUGGGGGAUGCCCUGAAAGCCCAUUCCUCUAAGUCCUUAAGAAGAAUCUGGACAGUUGGAAUCCCUCCUUGGGGUGUCAUUGAGAACCAGAGAGAUCUUAUUGGAAAAAAUGUGGUGUGCAUGUACCAGACGCUGGGGAACCCCAUCAGCAAGCUCACCACGCUCAACUGCAUGCACUCCCACUUCAUCCUGUCUGACGAUGGCACUGUGGGCAGGUACGGGAACGAACUGAAGCUCAGGAGGAACCUGGAGAAGUACCUGUCCCUGCAGAAAAUACACAGCUGCUCAAGACAAGGCGUGCCCGUGGUGGGGCUGGUGGUGGAAGGAGGCCCCAACGUCAUCCUCUCGGUGUGGGAGAUGGUGAAGGACGAAGAGCCCGUGGUCGUGUGUGAAGGCACGGGCAGGGCUGCUGACAUCCUGGCCUUCACCCACAAGCACUUCGCAGAUGAAGGGAGGCUGCAUGUCCAGGUAAAAGAGGAGCUCAUCUCUAUGAUUCAGAAUGCUUUCAACUUUAGUCUCAAACAGUCCAAGCACCUUCUUCACAUUCUAAUGGAGUGUAUGGUGCACAAGGAUUCUAUCACCAUAUUCGAUACUGACUCUGAAGAGCAGCAGGACCUUGACUUAGUAAUCCUGACAGCACUGCUGAAGGGCACAAACUUGUCAGCAUCGGAGCAGCUAAAUCUAGCAAUGGCUUGGGACAGAGUGGACAUUGCCAAGAAGCAUAUCCUAAUUUGCGGACAGCAUUGGAAGCCUGGCAUGCUGGAACAAGCAAUGUUGGAUGCUUUAGUGAUGGAUCGAGUGGAUUUUGUGAAGCUCUUAAUCGAAAAUGGAAUGAAUCUUCAUCGCUUCCUUACCAUCCCCCGAUUGGAAGAGCUCUAUAAUACAAAACAAGGACCAACUAAUAUGCUCCUGCAUCAUCUUGUCCAAGACGUGAAACAGCAUACCCUCCUUUCUGGCUACAGAAUAACACUGAUUGACAUUGGAUUGGUAAUAGAAUACCUCAUUGGUGGAGCCUACCGCAGCAGCUACACUAGGAAAACUUUCAGAGUCCUGUACAACAACCUCUAUAGAAGAAAUAAGAGCGUGACCAGCUUAGCUCAGAGCCUUUCCCAGUGCUCCCUUCACAGGAGGCGCUCCAUGGAAAGUAGAAGAGAGUCCACAGAGAGCAUGCUGCACUCCCAGUUCUGCAGGACGGCCCAGCCUUACAAACUCAAGGAAAAGUCUGGAAUCCCUCAUAAAUCAAGGCACAAGUCAAAAGAAAGACAAGAAAUGAUAGAUGACCUUGAGUCCACUGGCUUUACUUACCCGUACAAUGACCUGUUGGUUUGGGCUGUGCUAAUGAAGAGGCAGAAGAUGGCUAUGUUCUUUUGGCAGCACGGAGCGGAGGCCACGGUAAAGGCUGUGAUUGCUUGUAUCCUCUACCGAGCGAUGGCCCACGAGGCUAAGGAGAGCAACAUGGUGGAUGACACCUCAGAAGAGUUGAAAAAUUACUCCAAGCAGUUUGGCCAGCUGGCCCUGGAUGUGCUGGAGAAGGCAUUUAAGCAGAAUGAGCCCAUGGCCAUGAAGCUCUUGACGUACGAACUCAAGAACUGGAGCAAUUCCACCUGCCUGAAGUUGGCAGCGUCUGGAGGGCUGCACCCUUUCGUCUCGCACUCUUGCACCCAAAUGCUGCUGACAGACAUGUGGGUGGGGCGUCUGAAGAUGAGGAAGAACUCCUGGUUGAAGAUCAUCAUAAGUAUUCUUUUACCGCCCACCAUCUUGACAUUGGAAUUUAAAAGCAAAGCUGAGAUGUCACAUGUUCCCCAGUCCCAGGAUUUCCAGUUUACAUGGUAUUACAGUGACCAGAACGCCAGCAGUACCAAAGAAAAUGCUUAUACGAAAGACUGUGAUUUGGAAAGGGGCCCUGAUGAGACACUGGAUGAAAGCAAGCACUUUGAUCUCAGGAAUGGGCCCCAAAGCCUUCUGUGGACCAGGAAAGUGUACGAGUUCUACAGCGCCCCUAUUGUCAAGUUUUGGUUUUACACGAUGGCAUACUUGGCAUUCCUCAUGCUGUUCACUUACACUGUGUUGGUGGAGAUGCCGCCCCAACCUAGCGUGCAAGAGUGGCUUGUUAUCACUUACAUCUUCUCCAGUGCUAUUGAGAAAGCCAGGGAGAUCUGUAUUUCAGAGCCGGAGAAGUUUACUCAAAAGGUGAAAGUGUGGAUGAGUGAGUACUGGAACCUAAUGGAAACUGUGGCCAUUGGUCUGUUUUCAGUUGGUUUUUGCCUCCGGUGGGGUGACCCUCCUUUUUACACAGUGGGGAGGCUGAUCUACUGCAUAGACACCAUUUUCUGGUUCUCCCGGCUCAUGGACUUCUUCGCGGUGAAUCAACAUGCAGGUCCCUAUGUCACUAUGAUUGCCAAGAUGAGUGCAAACAUGUUCUACAUUGUGAUCAUAAUGGCCAUCGUCCUUCUGAGCUUUGGAGUGGCGCGCAAAGCGAUCCUUUCGCCGCGGGAGCCUCCUUCUUGGAAACUUGCUCGAGAUGUUGUGUUUGAGCCGUACUGGAUGAUGUAUGGGGAGGUCUACGCUUCGGAGAUAGAUGUUUGUGAGGAGCAGCCCUCCUGCCCCCCGGGCUCCUUCCUGACUCCGUUCCUGCAGGCCGUCUAUCUCUUCGUGCAGUACAUCAUCAUGGUGAACCUGCUGAUCGCAUUCUUCAACAACGUUUACCUGGAGAUGCAGUCCAUUUCGAAUAAGCUUUGGAAGUACAACCGCUAUCGCUACACCAUGACCUACCACGAGAAACCCUGGCUGCCGCCGCCCUUCAUCGUGCUGUGCCAUCUGGGCCUCCUCCUCCGCAGGCUGUGCUGCCACCGGGCUCCGCGGGACCGGGACGAGGGCGACGUGGGCCUGAAACUGUACUUGAGUACAGAAGAUCUGAAAAAACUUCAUGAUUUUGAAGAGCAGUGUGUGGAAAAAUACUUCUAUGAGAAGACAGAACAUCUGAAUUGUAGUUUUGAGGAACAAGUCCGAGUGACGUCCAAAAGGGUUGCAGAAAUGUAUUUCCAACUGAAAGAAAUGAACGAAAAGGUAUCUUUUAUAAAGGAUUCCCUACUGUCUUUGGACAGCCAGGUGGGACACCUGCAGGACCUCUCUGCCUUGACCGUGGAUACUCUAAAGGUUCUUUCUGCAGUUGACACCUUGAAAGAGGAUGAAGCACGCUUGGCCAACAGGAAACGUUCUGCUACUAGGAAAAUUCCCCACAGCUGGAACAAUGUCAUUUGUACAGAGAUCUUGGGCAGCACAGGGAUCUCCAGAGAGACAAAAUACCGAUACUAUAGCAUGCCCCCUUCUUUGCUGCGGAGCCUGGCUAGAAGCCAGUUUCCUUCAAGAGUGCAGAGGGGAGCCCUUCUUGAGAUUAUGGACAAUCAGAGAGAGCCCUCAAAUAUAAGAGCUGACUUGGAGGAGCAAGACACAGAAAAGAGUACAGUUGCUUCUGGGGUGUCUGCUAAUCGGCACGCAAAUUCAAAGUAUGGCCAGUUUCUCUUGGUUCCUUCUGCUGAAGAAACUGCCUUGCCUCUGUCCAAAAUAUCUGUGGGAGCAGACACAGAUGUCCUAGCAAAUGAACAGAUCCUGCAGAGCAGGGUCCCUUUUGAUCUGACCAGGCAGUCUCCAGCUGCCUCAGGCCGGGCAUCGGUGGCUGAACCCCGAAAGCAGCAGGAGCCAGUCGCUGAGAUGCCAGACGAGCAAGACAAAGUAGAGCAGGGUGGGUCCACUCUGACUUGCACACCAACAUCCGCAAAGGUGACUUCCCUUUCUUCCCAAGCAAGGAGCAUGCGAUCUGGAGAUGGAUAUGUGAACUUGGCGUUUUCUGAAGGUGACGAAACUGGUGUGUUUAGCUUCAAGAACAAGUGGCAGACCUCCUUGCCUUCCUCUUGUAACAGUGACUGCACUCAGAGUGUGCAGUGUCCCAUGGGGGUCCAAGGCAGAUGUCUGUCUGACAGCUCAAUAAGCUUGUCCCAGAGUAGUGACUGGUCAGAGAUGGUGCGACCAUGGCUGCAGCCCAGCAGAUCCUUCUGGAUCAACCCCCUCCACAGAGACAGACCCUUCACUAGGAGUUAUGGUUUUAGAUUCCACAAGAAGGAGAAACUGAUGAAGAUCAAUAAGAUUAAAGGUUGUUCAAGAUCCUCAGAGGUAGGAUCAGCAUGGAUCAAAGCAAAAAUGCUCUCGCAGGAUAGCAAACCAUCAAAGAAAAAGAAGAAAACACAAGGACUACAGGUGCCAGUCAUAACCGUCAACACCUGCUGUCAAAAUGGCCAACUGCAUUCGCAACCAGGAGAAAGUAACACCUCAGAAGACGAAUGCAUCAGGAAUUGGCUCACGGUGUCCAAGUUCAGGCAGAUAAACCUAGAACCUUAUAUAUAUCAGAAGAUGAAAACCAAGGACAUUGAGCAGCAUGCUGUACAAAUCAGUGAUUACCUAACGUGGUCUCAAGAGGAUCUGAGGAAAAGUACCCUGUGGAAGUCCAGGAGCACCAGUGUUGCUCGGAACUCGCCGUUGAAAAGUUCAAAUGGAGCUGACAAGAUCUCAGCAUCCUUAAAAAGCCCUCCAGAGCCGCACCACCAUUAUUCAGCCAUUGAAAGGAAUAAUUUAAUGAGGCUUUCUCAGACCAUACCAUUUACACCAAUCCAACUGUUUGUGGGAGAAGAAGUGACUGUCUACAGGCUGGAGGAAAGCUCCCCUCUGAACCUUGACAAAAGCAUGUCCUCCUGGUCCCAGCAUGGGAGAGCUGCUAUGAUCCAGGUGCUGUCCCACGAGGAGAUAGACGGAGGCCUUCGUAAAGCCAUGAGGGUCAUCAGCACUUGGUCUGAGGAUGAUGUUCUCAAGCCAGGACAGGUUUUCAUAGUGAAGUCCUUUCUCCCUGAGGUGGUGAAGGCUUGGCAUGAUAUCUUCCGGGAGAGUACGGUGCUUCAUCUUUGCCUCCGGGAGAUUCAGCAACAAAGAGCUGCUCAAAAACUAAUCUAUACCUUCAACCAAGUGAAACCACAAACCAUUCCCUACACACCAAGAUUCCUGGAAGUUUUCUUAAUCUACUGCCAUUCAGCUAACCAGUGGCUGACCAUUGAGAAGUACAUGACGGGGGAGUUCCGGAAGUACAACAACAACAAUGGAGAUGAAAUCGCCCCAAGCAACACCCUGGAAGAGCUGAUGUUGGCUUUCUCUCACUGGACCUAUGAGUACACUAGGGGAGAGCUGCUGGUUUUAGAUUUGCAAGGUGUUGGAGAAAAUCUGACAGAUCCAUCUGUUAUAAAACCUGAAGACAAACAAUCAAGAGGAAUGGUGUUUGGGCCAGCCAAUUUAGGGGAAGACGCAAUUAGAAACUUCAUUGCAAAACACCGUUGCAACUCCUGCUGCCGGAAGCUCAAACUCCCGGAUUUAAAAAGAAAUGACUAUUCUCCUGGAAGGAUAAAUUCCAACUUCAGACUUGAGAAGGACAUGGAGCCAGCUGAGGUGUAUCCAACAGAUGGAAAUUCUUCAGAAGAUCAAACACGACUCUAAGAAGGAGAGGAGCAAGAAGAUGAGCUCCCCCGCCUACUCUGGCGUGAACUCUGUGGUGAUACAGAUCAGCUGACACAACCUUGAUGACAUCAGAGCCUCUGCUAGAGUGGUCUCACAAGUGGGUCUGUGUGGGAUGUGCCCUCUGAGCCCCACAACUCACCCUGCCCAGAGCUCCAUGGUCUAUGAGGUACAGGUUCACCUAGAUACUGACCUCUGCACAUCCUCAGGGUCUACAAGAAGAUACCUGGACGACUCAGCUGGCAAGAGCGUUCCUUUAUACCUCAUUGCUCUCCCCAGGUGCUUGGAACCCUGGGAGCAGAAUGCUGCGCACUGAAGAACCAGGGCGAUGAAUUUAAUUUAUUUUCUCACUGUGUGUGUAGACUUCAGCCCCUGUUGUUACUCACCACUUCACCUGCAGGUUGUACUCAUGUGUGUAUAUACAUUAAAAGGUUACAUGAGUUCCUCUUUCCUUUCCAGCAGUAUGAGGCUUUGAAAGGCAACAGGAAAACAGCGGGAAGAGGGUGUAUUUGCAUGGGAAGAGUACACUCCUGAGUCAGGCAACCCUUAGAAAGUGUCCUGGAGGAAUCUAGACAGGAGUGAGUAUGGUCAGAGGAUACACGAAUUUCAAGUUUCUCUGAAAGAAAGAAAAAGGGACAUCUACACCUAAUGCUCUUGCAUUCUUUUUUAAAAUUUUAUUUUAAUACGAGAACAAGGAGUAGAACUGGAAGUUAUUAAGAAAGGGUUCUCUACUCUUAAGCUCAGGUGUAUUAGAGAGUUGACUAAAUCACUAUGCAUAGAGCCACUUCUUAUUCUAAAGCUUUGCAUGUAUAGUACAGGGUAAAUUACGCUGUGUUGUGACCCGUGAGGUAGGAUGUGGCUUCAGCCUGAAGACAUGUUUCGCAGGUGUCCAUUUACUGUGGAGUUAGCCGCUUCAGUCCACCGUAAAACGGUGUCAUUGCUUUCUGCGGCUCGAAGCAAAAGUUCCUGGAAGGUGGCCUGGAUAGCACACGCGCAGUGUGCUUGUCUCUGUUCCGUGCUUGGAGAAGUCGCCCGACCCCAGAACAGGCAUGAGCUUUCCACACAACUGGAGGAGAGGAGACUGGGGAUUUUUUUCUCCUCUCUUCCUUCCUUACUGUAACCUUUUCCACAAUUUUCAGCUUUGUCUUGUGACCUUACAUUAGGUGAUGCUUCUGAGCUUGUUUUUAAAAUCUGUAUUAAAAAUCUGUAUUCUUGUACUCUUGUGCUGUACUUCAGGGAAAAUAUCGCAUAAUGGGGUGGAAAACCAAAGAUUUUGUUGGCCAGUAGUUGCAUCUGAUUCUUCUAAGUUUGAACCAAUAUGAGGGUUAAUUUUUAUCCCUUUUGCUUUGGUCUUGGUGGGAAGCAGGGAAUUCGUGUCAUUUCUUGAUUGGUAAUGAGGAUAAAAUGUUAAUAGCUUUUGGGGGGCUUAAUCCUAGUCUAUAAAUCAAUAAAAGAUAUUUGGUACUCACUUCAGUGCCAGAUUACAUGGUGGAAGCAGGCAGAGUUUGCCUGUCCAAGAGCCAAACUGGAGCCAUGAAUUUAUUGACCCAAUACUUGUUACCUGCUAUAGAACUGGAAAGCAAAUACAAUUUGAUUUCAAUGA
Messenger RNA from Chinchilla lanigera (long-tailed chinchilla), 8010 nucleotides. It is a transcript of the gene Trpm6, whose product is annotated as transient receptor potential cation channel, subfamily M, member 6. NCBI's taxonomy places the organism in Eukaryota, Metazoa, Chordata, Mammalia, Rodentia, Chinchillidae. Bases 222 to 6389 code for a protein of 2055 amino acids. Gene Ontology annotation, cellular component: apical plasma membrane. The record is from RefSeq and is a predicted model, not a curated record. The transcript has 39 exons. Gene Ontology annotation, molecular function: monoatomic cation channel activity; protein serine/threonine kinase activity; ATP binding. Gene Ontology annotation, biological process: protein tetramerization; protein phosphorylation; monoatomic cation transmembrane transport.